AUGCAGAACAGUUGGAAUGGCAACGCCGCGAAUAAUAUUGGCUCGAAAGCGAAAGAGUCCGAGUGGGUAGACCACGUGGCUCCGAAUGGCAAGACAUAUUAUUACAACACGAGGACGAAGCAAAGUCUUUGGGAGAAGCCCCCGGAGUUGAUGACUCCCGGGGAGCGGCAGCUGGCCAAAUGCCCCUGGAAAUCACACAAGAAUCAAGACGGCAAGGUGUACUACUACAACUCAAUAACGAAAGCGUCGAGCUGGGAUGAGCCGGACGAGCUGAAAAAGGCGAAAAAAGAGGCGGCGGAGAUCGACGCCCAAAACAGCGCCCAAAAUCCAAACGCGAUGAAUCCAAUGAUGAUGAUGCAGAUGAUGACGAUGCUCAUGUCACAGCAAAAACAAGGCAAAGAGAAGAAAAAAGAGUUCAAGAAGAAACAGGAGAUCGUGGAAAAGCCCAAGUACGAGACAAAAGAAGAAGCAAAAGAAGCAUUCAAGCAGUUACUCCGCGACAAGUUGAUCCCAUCCAGCGCGAACUGGGAAUCGGCGAUGAAGCAAAUCAUCAACGACCCGCGUUACGAAGCACUGGCGAAGCUCUCCGAGAAGAAACAGUGUUUCAAUGAGUACAAAACCCAACGAGGCGUUGAGGAGAAAGAAGAAGAACGCCAAAAGGCAAAGGAGAACAAAGACAAACUCAUCAAGUUCCUCGAAACGCAUCCGAAGAUGACCUCGCAGAUCCGAUACAGACAAGCAGAGGAGAUGUACAGGACACUCUCAAUCUGGCAAAACGUGCCGGACCGGGACCGCCGCGAUCUCUACGACGAUCUAGUUGUCACUUUGGCGAAGCAGGAAAAGGAAAACACGCGCAACAUGCGAAAAAACAACAUGCGUAAGCUUACCCAAGUGCUUCAUGAUUUGGAAGGGUUAAGUCAUAAAACAAUGUGGAAGGAGGCUCAGGAGCUCCUGUACGACUGCGAUGAGUUCUCAAAUGACAAGGAGCUGCAAAACAUGGACAAGGAGGACGCUCUAGUGUGCUUCGAGCAAGUUAUAAAAGAACUGGAAAUCGAGUACGACGAGGAACGCGACAGAAAGCGCGUUUUGGAGAAACGGAUGUUCCGCAAAAACCGGGAACGCUUCAUCGGCUACUUGAAGCAGCUAAAUGAACAGGGCCAUCUCCAUUCGUUGGCGCACUUUUGCGAGUUGUACCCGCGCUUCGUCACUGAUAAGCGCUUCACGGAUAUGCUUGGGCAGCCUGGCUCGACGCCGCUCGACCUCUUCAAGUUUUAUGUGCACGAGAUAAGGGAAAAACUCCCGGCCGAGAAGAAACUCGUCCAGGAGUGUCUCAAAGAGCAGGACCAAAAUUUCACCGAAAAAUCAACUUACGAUGAAUUCACCGCUGCCGUCAAAGACAUCCGAGAAAAAAUCGACGCCGGUAACUUGCGCAUGAUUUUCGCCUGGCUGCAAGAAAAGGCAGAAAGGAUAGCCCAGAAGCAGGGCGGCAAAACGUACAAAAAGGAACAGGCUCUGAAGAAGAAGCUUCAGGACGACGGUCUGAUCGGCAAGCGCUGGGAAGAACACAAAAAAGACGUGCUCGAGCUGGACGAGGCUGAUGGACUCACCGAAGAAGUUGUUCAGGGAAUAUUUAACGGAUACGAUUCGGUCGAGUCGGACACCGAGUUCCCCAAAGCGCCGCCCAAGAAAGCAGAUCCUACUCCUAUUUUCAUCGACUCCGGAGAAGACGUAAUCUCACUGGCCUCGUCUGGCUCGCCCGAGAAAAAGACGUCGCCGAAGAAGGACAGAAGCACUCGCAAAAGAGAAACCAGGAGUGUUUCGUCCGAAUCUUCGCCAAGGAAGCGGAAGCGCUCGCGGAGCUCCUCAGAUGAGCGCCGCUCAAAGAAGAAAAAAGAGAAAAGGGAGAAAAAAGAGCGAAAGCGCGAAAACAAAGAAAAAAAACACAAACGCGAAAGAUCAUACGACGAGGACUCGGAACGGAGGAACAACUACAACUCGGACGAAAAUGAGGAAGAAGAAAAAGAAGUGGCUCUCUCGUCGCCGCAGCCGAAGAGAAGGGUCGAAAUCAGAAGGGUUCUUGAGCCAGAAGAUCACUCCGACAAUGACACCUCGAAGAAAAAGAAAUCGAAGAAGGAAAAGAAGAAAAAAGAGAAGAAGGAGAAAAAAUCCAGAAGACGAAAUUACUCGAGCUAUUCUGACUGA
Messenger RNA from Oikopleura dioica, 2202 nucleotides. The record is from the annotation of a GenBank genome assembly. Lineage: Eukaryota; Metazoa; Chordata; Appendicularia; Copelata; Oikopleuridae.